Messenger RNA from Sinocyclocheilus grahami, 2627 nucleotides. RefSeq names its product protein phosphatase 1 regulatory subunit 37-like. The record is from RefSeq and is a predicted model, not a curated record. The transcript has 6 exons. The coding region runs from base 648 to 2177 and encodes 509 amino acids. NCBI's taxonomy places the organism in Eukaryota, Metazoa, Chordata, Actinopteri, Cypriniformes, Cyprinidae.
UUCAGCGUUGGUAGUGAACGGUGGUGUACAUACAACAAAACAGUAGCCUCUUAUGCCUCCUUGUGUAAUGGCCCAAAAUACAGAGCAUGAGCGCAUGAGAUUAAGACGAGAGCUCGGCCCCAUUCAGUCAGAUGGUCAUUAUGGAGAUUGAGAGGAUGCUGUGUGUGUCUGCCAGCUGCUGACAGUGCAACGCUCGUGUUUAUGUGUGUCCUGCUGCCUUUUUGUUAAUUAAGGACAAAACGCACACACAUUCUCAGUCUUGUCUGCUAAUGCACUGCAGUCUGUGCUGGUCUUCAAAACAGGUUCUGUGGUUGUAAAGCAUCGUCUGCACUUGUAUUCACACCCCUCACAGAAAAAGACGGUCAGAUCCCUUUGCAGAAUAAUCAUAAACACACUGCUUGUCUUUGACGGUUAAUGCACUUUCAGUUUAUUUUUCUCUGUUGCUGUAGCCGUUCACUCAGAGCUUGGAAACACUGAACCUGGGCCACAACGCAGUGGGGAACGAAGGAGUGCACAAACUAAAAGACGGACUCAUAGCAAACCGGUCCAUCCUCAGGCUGGGUCUGGCCUCCACCAAACUCUCCUGUGAAGGAGCGGUCGCUAUCGCUGAAUUCAUCGCUGAGAGUCCGAGGAUCCUCCGGCUGGACAUGCGGGAGAAUGAAAUCAAGACCGGAGGCCUCAUGGCUCUCUCGCUCGCCUUUAAGGUCAACUCGUCGCUGCUCCGACUCGACCUGGACCGAGAGCCCAAGAAAGAGACGGUGAAGUGUUUCAUUGAGACACAGCGUGCCCUGCUUUCAGACAUUCAGAACGGCUGCAAGAGGAACUUCAUCCUGGCCAAAGAGAAGGAAGAGACGGAACAGAAGAUGAGGCAGUCGAUUUCAAUAGCCGAAAUCGCCAUGGAGGACCAAACUCAAGAGGAUGAAGAUGCAUCUGCUGAGAAAAGCGAGGAAGAAAACACCACCGAUGAGGGCAGUGCAUCUGAGAGCCAAGAGGUCGACGAUCAAAACCCGACACUACAAGACGACUCUGACUCGGACACAGAGGAUGAGGAUGCAGCCGAUGAGCCGAAAACUCCUGCGAACACCACAUCUCCCAUAGCGAUUCCUGCAAUAAACGCCUGUAAGGCCGUGCCCUCGAUGCCUCCUCUACCAGGAUCUCCAGCGGUAAUUACAGUGACCGAAGCUAGCGCUGUCCCAAGAGCCCCACCAUCUCCUGGCCGCUGCUUUUCGGUGUCUAGUCCCGGCAGAGGACACAAAAUCUUUAUGGUAACACGUGUGGAAAGCCCUCCGGAGCAACAACAGACGACUGUAUUGGCGAAAGGUGUCAGCGAGGGGGCGUCACAGAGCCAAACAUGCACACAGACUAAUAUAAAAGCACCUUUUGAUGCACGUUCACAACCGCUUGAGCAGAAACCAACAGCAUCUGAGCUCAGCACGUUAACAUCAUGUGCAGAAACAACACCAGCACCUGUUGAACUGCUCAACACGUCUAUGUCUUCACUUGCGGAUAAGCAGGAGAACCUGAAGGAGUCACAGACAGAAAUCGCACAGGAUCCUGCUACGCCAUUUGAAAGCCUGAAGGACGCCGUCCUUGUCGAUCAGACUCACUUAAAGCAACAGUUGACUGUAAAUACAAACACAAAAAAAACGCAAGAGACGCAAAAUGUAAGCGAGAAGGACCAGACGUUCUGUCCUCACACCGAGCAGAAACAGAAGUCCAGUUCCAUCCAAACAGAGCCAUCAGUUUCAGGACAAUCCCAGGAUGAGACGCUAAGCCCAAAAGCCGAACCAUGUCCAGAACAGCUGCAGGAAGUUGAUAACGGAGAGAAACAAGUGCAAUCUAGUGAACAGCAACGGGCCGCUCAGCUGCAGCCUUCACUGGAGGUCACAGCAGGUCACGAAGCCCUCGAUGAGGAGGAAGACUGCAGUGCUCGAGUGGGAUCUCCUGACGUGAGCUCCACGGAAGAAGACAAAGGUCAUCCUGCUGGGAGCAUGGGAGCAACGCUGCCCAACGGGCUGAAGCCAGAAUUUGCCUUUCACCUUCUCGAACCCAAGGGACCCAAACCAGCCAGCUGCAUUAUGGAGCAUGUGAGCUUGACCGCAGAGCUGAGCUGUGGGCAGGAUUUAGAGGAGCUUCUCCUUGAUGCCAGUCUGGACACCAGCAGAGAUGCACCGUAAUGCUGUAACCAAGGAUCCACACAAGCAGAGAGAAUCGGAAGGGCCGGUUUGUUCUCGCCACAUGGCAUCCGCUCAUAUUCCUCGGGUCUUUUUCCAUCUUUCUCGUGUCUUUACCACACAUUUUCCAAGUGUUGCAACAGAACACAGAGGACUCGACCUUCCUUCCAGUGUCCAGCUUUUAUUGAAAUUAGGAAAUUCAUCUCUUCUGUGAUUUAAACAUUUGCCGUAAAGUUGUAUGUUCCCAGUUACCAAAGACGCCCAUGCAGAGAAACGCACACUCGCUGACCUCCUUCUGUUCCUCCCUGUUACGCUGUCGACUGUGGCGCCUCUGCGCCGGCCCCUGGUGGACUGGAGGUUAUAAUGCUGCACAGAGACUGACCGGCGGGAACAUGCGAAGCCAUUUCAUUGGUUUUGGCUUUCAGAUAUCGUCAAGCGGGCGGACGUUGUUGC